AUGCGUCUCGUCGUCGCGUCCGCGACGCUGCUCGUCGUCCUCCACCUCGCGCUCGCGCUCGUCGUCGUCGACGCCGCCGACGCGUCGUCGUCGUCGUCGUCGUCCGCGCGCUCGCCGCGCGUCGCGACGUCCGCCGCGUGCGCGCUCGAGACGCUCGAGACGCGCCGAGGAAACGAGCGCUCGUCGUCCUCCUCCUCCUCCUCCUCCUCCGCGGCGGCGCUCUUGCGCGUGACGCCGUGGCUCGGCUGCGGCGCGCAGCUCACGAUCGGCGUGGGAUGGGACGCGAUCUUACCUCUCGACGACGACGACGACGACGACGACGACGACGCGAGGGAGGCGCGAGCGGCGACGGCGGCGGCGCCCUCCUCUCUCUCGGACGCCGCGCCGCCGCCGUCGCCGUCGUCGUCGUCGUCGUCCGGACGCGCCGUCGUCGAGACCGCGGCCGCGCGCGUCGACCCGUCCGCGCCCGGCCUCGCCGCGGUCGCGAUCGCGCUCUCCUCGAACGUCUCCGUCGCGCGCGCGCAGGCGGACGCGACGCGCGAGCUCCUCGCCGCGCUCCCCGAGACGGAAAAAGUAGCCGUCUACGUCCUCGCGUCGAACCCUUCGAACCCGAUCCUCCUGACGGACGCGCGCGCGCUGCGGCUCGGCGGGGCGCGACACGCGCUGCGGCGCGUGGACGAGGUCGUGGACGCGCUGCGCGCGGCGAUACGCGCGCUGGAGGGGACGAUCGUCGGCGGCGGCGAGUGGGCGGCGAGGACGCGGGCGCUGUCGCCGCCGCUCGCGGGCGUGCUCGCGCGCGACGUCCUGGCCGCGGCCGCGACCGCGCGCGACGACUCUAACGACGGCGACGCCGCGCCGCUCGUGGAAAACGCAUGGGCGCGAGGGGUUACGAGAGUUAUAAAGGAAAUGAGUCGAGUGGACGCGCACGCGGAAGGCGCGGUGAGCCGCAACGUCGUCGUGAUCGCGCCGACGCGGUUCAGAACGGCCCUCACCGUCUCCGACGUCUCCGCCGACGCCGACGCCGCCGCCGCCGCCGACGCCGAAGACGUCCUCGGUCUGUUCCACGGCGGCCGCUGGUCGCUGUCCUGGCUCACCUCGACGACGGAGCGCGACGUCCGAGUGCGCGCUGGACCGGGGAUGGAGCUCGAGGCGGCGUGGGACGCGACCGGCGCGAACGCGUUGGCGUCUCAGCUGCUCGCGCGGCGGCGGCGCGUCUAUCGCGUCGGCGCGUGCGAAUCGUCUUCGAACCGCGCGGUGUCGUCGCUCGCGGCGACGGACGACGACGACGACGACGGCGCGAGCGACGACGCGUCGUCCGCGGCGCGCGGAAAAGGAGGAGGAGGCGAAGGCGGCGCGUGCGCGAACGCGUUCGCCGAGACGACCGCCGACGCCGACGACGAAGAAAAUGAAAACGUCGUCGCCGUGGAAGCGCGCCUCGGCGGCGGCGCGCUCGGCGGCGUCCUGCGAUGCGCGUUCCCGCCGCCGCCUUUCGACGCGACCGCGCACCUCGCGACCGCGCGGUGCGACGCCGCCGCGGCGUCUCUGGACGAGUACCCGUACCCCGUGGGCGACUCCGUGACGUUGCGGAUGACGCGCGCGCAGCGGGACGUCUUCGACGGCGGCCGCGCGUUCCUUCGAGGCACGUGGGAGGAGAUGCUCGCCGCCAAAUCGGACAUGCGGUUGUCCGUCGUCCUGGGCGGGGAUCCUCGAGGAUCCGACGUGUCGACGUACGAUUGGUCGAACACGCGACCUGGAUUUGAUGACGUGGAGCCACCACUCGCGCCGAGGCCGAGCGGUUCCUCCGCGGCCGCGACCCCGGUGAGAGCGAAGGCGAAGUUCCGAGGCGUGAGCUCGUUCCGCGACUGCGUCCGACGCAAGAGCCUGAAGGUGAACGUCAAGGGAAAGACGAAGCUGCGGCUCGCGCGCGGCGCCGCGUCCGAUCGGUUCCUAUUGAUCUCCAUGUGUUACGACGAUCGGUAUCUGAAGACCGCGCUCGUCGCGGGGAUGGCGGCCGAGCUCGACGUAUUCCCGCACGCGUACGGGUACGUUCGGCUCCUCGUCGAGAACCCGGCGGGACCCGGCGGCGAUGCUGAGAACGGCGCCGACGCCGGCGGCGGAAAAAAUAAGGGUAACGUCAGCGGCGGCGUCGUCGCCGCGUCCGCGUCCGCGCCGCGCCGUUGGGAGAACGAGGGUCUGUACCUCCUCGUGGAGGACCCCACGAGCGCGCUCGUCGGGUCGUUCGCGCGCCCCGCCGCCGUCGUCCGACGACGCAACGACGCCAAGCGCGCCGCCAACCCGAUCAAAGGCACGCCCGACGUGAAAUUCCCCGAGGCGUCCAAGAAGCUCGAGGGCGCGCACUCCAGAUGGAACGCGGAGAACGCGACGCGCGCGCGGUACGACGAGAUCGCGUUCGUCGCGUCCUCGUGCCUCCCCGGGACGUGCCGCGACGCGCUCGACCGAAGGGUGGACGUCGAGCAAUACCUGCGGUGGAUGUCGCUCAUGACCCUCGUGCAGAGCGGCGAUUACGUCGACGAGGCGUGGUUCUACGCGAGCGAGACGGGGGACGCCUCGUCGCCGCUGCGGUUCAGGGUGCACGCGUGGGACCCGGACGACUCGUUCCAGAGCUGCCAUCACGGCGGCGUGAACGCGCUGCGCGAUCCGGUCGGGUUGUUGUACUGCGCGGAGGGGGAUUUGGACCGCGCUUUGAUUCGAGACCCAGACGUGUACGCGAGCUUCGUAGAUCAGGUGCGAUUUCCUUACACUGGUCCCCAUACGACCGCGUUCGCGUGGUGA
Messenger RNA from Micromonas pusilla CCMP1545, 2793 nucleotides. RefSeq lists its product as uncharacterized. The record is from RefSeq and is a predicted model, not a curated record. The transcript has 3 exons. The coding region runs from base 1 to 2793 and encodes 930 amino acids. NCBI's taxonomy places the organism in Eukaryota, Viridiplantae, Chlorophyta, Mamiellophyceae, Mamiellales, Mamiellaceae.